AUGUCGACAAGUGGAGUUAUUUCUGCGGAUCGAGAUGCCGAAGACUCAACAGCGACUGAACUGGUGAAAGAGCGUGCUCUUCAAGAAAAAUUGACUGAAACUGUUAUUCGUCUCGACUCUAGAGACCUUAAUUUUAUUAUUCAAGCUGGAAAGGCGGAAACACCUUCGUCAUCUCACGCACCUCCGGCCACUCAUGCGUUCAAGAAAGAAGGUUUUGCCCGUCAGUACCAUUUCAACAAUGAUAUUAUUCGAAACCUCACACCAUUGCAGAAUGUCGAAGGUAACAAUCUUGUAGUACUUGAGUUCGAUGAUAUCAGUACCGUUCUCAACGUGCUUCCAGAGCAAGGUUUCAUGACCAUUUUCGAUCUUGAAAGCGGUUGUCAUCAUGUGCGAAUUUUAGAAGGACACACGCGAUAUUUGGGAUUGAAAUGGGAAAGUCGUAUGUUCAAAUUUAAUCAAAAGGCGGAUAGAGCUAGUCGUAUGAUAGACUGUGAUGAUUGGAGAGUAUCAGACUGUAUCUUUGAAGCCAUCGCCCGCAAGUGGAGAGAACCUCAGUGCGAUAUGUUCGCUAAUGAUAGAAAUAUGAAGAGCGAUAUGUUUUUUCCAGGUACCAGUGUCCCGGUAUAUCAGGAAUUGACGCAUCCGUCCACUCAGACCGAUCCGCAUGGACUUCUUUGGUUAGCUCCAAUCAACAUGACAUGA
This is a messenger RNA of Haemonchus placei, 702 nucleotides long. The record is from the annotation of a GenBank genome assembly. Lineage: Eukaryota; Metazoa; Nematoda; Chromadorea; Rhabditida; Trichostrongylidae.